Messenger RNA from Oncorhynchus nerka (sockeye salmon), 2049 nucleotides. RefSeq lists its product as uncharacterized. The record is from RefSeq and is a predicted model, not a curated record. Gene Ontology annotation, molecular function: 3-hydroxyisobutyrate dehydrogenase activity. Gene Ontology annotation, biological process: L-valine catabolic process. Lineage: Eukaryota; Metazoa; Chordata; Actinopteri; Salmoniformes; Salmonidae. The transcript has 4 exons. Bases 1 to 2049 code for a protein of 682 amino acids. Gene Ontology annotation, cellular component: mitochondrion.
AUGCUCCCCUCCAGUCCCAACGUCAUAGAGGUCUAUACUGGACCCAACUGCAUCCUCAAGUUGGGUCUGGACCCUAAACUGCUGGCCCAGAUCCUGAACAUGUCAUCAGGCAGGUGUUGGUCCAGUGACUCGUAUAACCCAGUACCAGGUGUCAUGGAGGGAGUCCUCUCUGAUAACAACUACCAGAGAUGCUUUGGGACCACGCUCAUGGCCAAGGUCUCUCCUUCUUUCUCUCUCAACCACAUUCCCCACCCCAGUACCCCCAGCCACAUCCCCCACCCCAGUACCCUCAGCCACAUCCCCCACCCCGGUACCCCCAGCCACAUGCCCCACCCCAGUACCCCCAGCCACAUCCCCCACCCCAGUACCCCCAGCCACAUCCCCCACCCCAUUACCCUCAGCCACAUCCCCCACCCCAGUACCCCCAGCCACAUCCCCCACCCCAGUACCCAAGCUACUCCCCCAGUACCCUCAGCCACAUCCCCCACCCCAGUACCCCCAGCCACAUUCCCCACCCCAGUACCCCCAGCCACAUCCCCCACCCCAGUACCCCCAGCCACAUCCCCCAGUAACCCCCAGCCACAUCCCCUACCCCAGUACCCCAGCCACAUCCCCCACCCCAUUACCCUCAACCACAUCCCCCACCCCAGUACCACCAGCCACAUACCCCACCCCAGUACCCUCAGCCACAUCCCCUACCCCAGUACCCCAGCCACAUCCCCACCCCAGUACCCCCAGCCACAUCCCCCACCCCAGUACCCUCAGCCACAUCCCCCACCCCAGUACCCUCAGCCACAUCCCCCACCCCAGUACCCCAGCCACACUGCUACUCCCCCAGUACCCCAGCCACACUGCUACUCCCCCAGUACCCCCAGCCACACUGCUACUCCCCAGUACCCCCAGCCACACUGCUACUCCCCAGUACCCCCAGCCACAUCCUCCACCCCAGUACCCCCAGCCACACUCCUACUCCCCAGUACCCCAGCCACACUCCUACUCCCCAGUACCCCAGCCACACUGCUGCUCCCCCAGUACCCCCAGCCACACUCCUACUCCCCCAGUACCCCCAGCCACACUGCUGCUCCCCCAGUACCCCCAGCCACACUGCUGCUCCCAGUACCCCCAGCCACACUGCUGCUCCCCCAGUACCCCCAGCCACACUCCUACUCCCCAGUACCCCCAGCCACACUCCUACUCCCCCAGUACCCCAGCCACACUCCUACUCCCCCAGUACCCCCAGCCACACUGCUGCUCCCCAGUACCCCCAGCCACACUCCUACUCCCCAGUACCCCCAGCCACACUGCUGCUCCCCAGUACCCCCAGCCACACUGCUGCUCCUCCAGUACCCCAGCCACACUCCUACUCCCCAGUACCCCCAGCCACACUGCUGCUCCCCCAGUACUCCCAGCCACAUCCCCACUCCCCCAGUACCCCCAGCCACAUCCCCCACCCCAGUACCCCAGCUACUCCCCCAGUAUCCCCAGCCACAUCCCCCACCCCAGUACCCCAGCUACUCCCCAGUACCCCCAGCCACACUCCUACUCUCCCAGUACCCCCAGCGACAUCCCCCAUCCCAGUACUCCCAGCUACAUCCCCCAUCCCAGUACUCCCAGCUACAUCCCCCACCCCAGUACCCCAGCUACUCCCCCAGUACCCCCAGCUACACUCCCACUCCCCCAUACCCCCAGCCCCAUCCCUACUCCCCCAGUACCCUCAGCCACACCCUACUCCCCCAGUACCCUCAGCCACACCCCUACUCCCCCAGUACCCUCAGCCACACCUUUACUCCCCAGUACCCCCAGUACCCCCAGCCCCAUCCCUACUCCCCCAGUACCCUCAGCCACACCCCUACUCCCCAGUACCCUCAGCCACACCUUUACUCCCCCAGUACCCCCAGCCCCAUCCCUACUCCCCCAGUACCCUCAGCCACACCCCUACUCCCCCAGUACCCUCAGCCACACAUUUACUCCCCCAGUACCCUCAGCCACAACCCUACUCCACCAGUACCCCCAGCCACACCCCUAAUCCCCCAGUACCUACAACUCUAA